ACACACCACGACAUCAUCAUGUCGGUAUGUCGGCCAUGCGUGCGGCGUGUGCUGUCGAUGCAGAAGAGACAGCACAGUACGAGUCGCGACUACAAGUCGGCAGUGGCCGCACUCAAUGGCCUGCAGAGCAACUUUGCCAUUGUCGAGGCCAUCAGGAAGGCCGGACCUGGAGGGAACAAGCGGGCCAUUCCAGACAUGCUCUCGUGGCUGCGGCGCAUCGGAUAUGAGCCCACCGACCUUGACACUCUCAAUCCCGUCCACAUCGCUGGUACCAAAGGCAAAGGCUCCACCUCGUCCUUCAUAUCGUCCAUCUUGGCCCAGUAUCUGCCGUCCAAGAAGAGCAUAUAUGCUGAGCGUGUGCCUUCGACGGUAGGACUGUAUACCUCUCCGCACUUACGAUUUGUGCGGGAGCGCAUCAAGAUCAACAAUCAACCAAUCUCGGAAGAGCUGUUCGCAGAAUGUUUCUGGGAGUUGUGGGACAGGCUUGAAGCUACAAAAUCAGACGCAACAGAUCAGGAUGCAAGGAGCAUGGACGGUAAACCUGUAUACUUUCACUACUUGACGCUCAUGGCGUUUCAUUGCUACAUGCAGCAACAGGUAGGCACAGCCGUCAUUGAGUGCGGUAUCGGCGGCGAAUACGACACGACAAAUCUGUUUGUCGAGCCCGCAGUUACUGGGAUCACGAGUCUGGGUAUCGACCACGAAGCGUUGCUCGGCAACACGAUCGAGGAUAUUGCAUGGCACAAGGCGGGGAUUUUCAAAGAGGAUGUGCCGGCCUUUACCGUUGAACAGCCAGCGAGUGCCCUAAAAGUCCUGCACGAACGCGCGAAAGAGCGCAAGACAGAGCUAUAUGUUGUGCCGGUGCACGCUGCGAUCGACUCAAUCGAACUUGGUCUGCAAGGCCACUUCCAAAAGCUGAAUGCUUCCCUCGCCAUUGCUGUUUCAGCACUGCAUCUUGCACGGCUCGGGUUCAGUGGCCUUCCAAAUUUUUACGACUCGAACGCUCAACUGCCAGCGGAAUUUAUCAAAGGCCUGGAAGAGACAAGCCUUGGUGGUCGUUGCGACUUGCGUCCCGAUACCACUAAGCCAAACGUAACGUGGUACAUCGACGGAGGCCACACCCUAGAGAGCAUUGAUGUUGCUGGUCGCUGGUUCGCGUCCAAGACUGCCAAUACAUCUGCAACUGAUGCCCAUCGCAUACUUCUGUUCAAUCAGCAGACGCGUGAUGCAUCCUCUCUCGCCCAACACCUGCAUGAAACACUGGCUACAGCAGUCAAGGACAAUCACCCAUUCAAGCACGCUAUCUUCUGUCCGAACACAACGUACAGGAAUGCUGGUUACAAGGCUGAUCUGGUAUCGAUUAACACAAACAAGGACGACGUGAGCAGUCUGCGCGUUCAGAAUGAAUUGGCAAAGAGCUGGGACAGGAUUGAUCCACACGCCCAAGUGCAUGUUGUCAGCACCAUUGAAGAAGCUGUACAUAAAGCACGUGAACUCGCGAACAGUGACAAGACUGAUGUCCUAGCUACGGGAAGUCUCCAUCUGGUUGGAGGACUCAUCGAGGUGCUCGAAGACGAAGCUGAAACAUUUGCUGCUAAGCUUUAGUGUCCAACGCAACCACGUUAGCGGCCCUCGCAGCAUGCAUCUACCCUUUUGGGCAAAGUUCUGCUACGGGCCCAUUGGAUUCCCCAUAUGUUUGCGAUGGAGUCACCAAAUGCACUUGCUGGCGUGCAUGACGACAGCCUCCUGUGGCCAUUCGCACGGCGCACGCCACGAAGACGGGCCAAGUACUAUACCCCCACAACCAUUCUCUCUGACACCGCGGGCCAAGUGCAGUGGCGAUGCCCAGUCCGAAAGACCAAAUGACCGACGCCGAUGUCCACAAUACCGCUACGGAUGCGGCCAAUCCUGCCCGCAAUGCAAUUUAGAUCGCCAUCUUCUGAAUAGAUUACUCUAAAUGAACGCGAUCGCGCUCUCCACCUUAUACCAGCAUCACCUU
Messenger RNA from Cercospora beticola, 1999 nucleotides. RefSeq lists its product as uncharacterized. Gene Ontology annotation, biological process: tetrahydrofolylpolyglutamate biosynthetic process. Lineage: Eukaryota; Fungi; Ascomycota; Dothideomycetes; Mycosphaerellales; Mycosphaerellaceae. Gene Ontology annotation, cellular component: mitochondrion; cytosol; cytoplasm. The record is from RefSeq and is a predicted model, not a curated record. Gene Ontology annotation, molecular function: tetrahydrofolylpolyglutamate synthase activity; ATP binding.